Anolis carolinensis (green anole) is the source of this 1007-nucleotide messenger RNA. Its product is annotated as F-box only protein 36. Gene Ontology annotation, molecular function: protein binding. Lineage: Eukaryota; Metazoa; Chordata; Lepidosauria; Squamata; Anolidae. The record is from RefSeq and is a predicted model, not a curated record. Bases 228 to 764 code for a protein of 178 amino acids. The transcript has 6 exons.
AAAGGUAGCUUCUGUAACAGUUGUCUUGCCCUCCUUGUCCAAGGGAUUGUGCCAGCAGGAUGCUUUUAUUGUUGCUGAAAACCCAACAAAAUAAACAAUCUGCAGAGAGUAUCCAACCACUGCCUAUACUGGCCAACAGGAUUAUAACCAAGACAUUAUGAGGAGCCUGAACUACUAACUCCACAGAAGUGAAAACUUCAAACAAGUGACCAGACAUCUCCAUCAAAAUGACCUCUCUCCUGCAAGAGACACUGUGUGAAGUUCACACCCAGGCACCUCCUCCCAGCAAGGACUUCCACCACUUGACUGUCACAAAAAGUGAGGUUCUCUGGAAAAUAUGGAGAAUUACAUUUCGACCUAAUCAAGAAAAAAUCCUCCCAUGGGCAGUGAAGAAACUCCAUAAAGAUUUUCUCCUGGAUGAACAAUUACAAAAGGAAAUGCAAAGUAUUUUUGGAAAGCCGAUGCUGGACUAUGUUAUCAACUUGUGCCAAGAACACUAUGAUUUCCUCAUCCGAAUGCCCGACAGCUUGAUUGUACACAUCCUGUCAUUUCUUAAUACAGAGGAUAUUAGGCAAUUGUCCAAAACAUGUAAAAGGUUCUGGAAGUUGUGUAACACUGAAGAAUUUUGGGAAAGAAUACAAAAGCUGCAAGACAAAUAUACAUUAGAUGCACAGACAAACAGGUUGCCAGCUUACAAGAAGCCACUUAAAGUCAACCAAAGAUCUGGUAAUCUGAUGCAGAGAAGGCAGACCACAUUCUUCUGAAUUUGAUGACAAAUGGGUGAUCGUCAGUACACAUUCCUGUAUUCCAAACUAGUCAAGUGUGUACAAAAUCUGUGUAUUUGUGCAAGGACAGUCUUGUUAUUGUAAAAAUGCACCAAGCUGGAACACAGGAGCGGAAAGCCUAUAUCUAGUGCUGGGUGUUAGAGAAGUAGCCAAACUACAGAUACUAAGUAGCUCUUGGUCAUGCUGUUGUAUAUGUGUGUCUGCAAUAAAUAUAUCACACUA